GCGGGAGAGGAGGGUGUGUGGGACUAGCUGCUCCUGACAGAAGGAUGCUGCAGUUGAGCCUGUCCUGGCUGGGCCUCGGGCCCGUGGCAGCAUCCCCGUGGCUGCUCCUGCUGCUGGUCGGGGGCUCCUGGCUCCUGGCCCGUGUCCUGGCCUGGACCUACACCUUCUAUGACAACUGCCGCCCUCCGAAACAGAACUGGUUUUGGGGACACCAGGGCCUGAUCACUUCCACGGAAGAGGGCGUGAAGAAGUUCACCCAGCUCGUGGCCACCUAUCCCCAAGGCUUUAAGUUUUGGAUGGGUCCUACCUUUCCCAUCCUCAUGUUAUGCUACCCUGACACUAUCCGGCCUAUCACCAGUGCCUCAGCUGCUGUUGCACCCAAGGAUAUGUUUUUCUAUGGCUUCCUGAAGCCCUGGCUGGGGGAUGGGCUCCUGCUGAGUGGUGGUGACAAGUGGAGCCGCCACCGUCGCAUGCUGACGCCUGCCUUCCAUUUCAACAUCCUGAAGCCUUAUAUGAAGAUUUUCAACAAGAGUGUGAACAUCAUGCACGACAAGUGGCAGCGCCUGGCCUCAGAGGGCAAUGCCAAACUGGACAUGUUUGAGCACAUCAGCCUUAUGACCUUGGACAGUCUGCAGAAAUGCGUCUUCAGCUUUGAAAGCAAUUGUCAGGAGAAGCCCAGUGAAUAUAUUGCCGCCAUCUUGGAGCUCAGUGCACUUAUAGAAAAAAGAAACCAGCAUGUUCUCUUGUACCCGGGCUUCGUGUAUUACCUCACUCCUGAUGGGCAGCGCUUCCGCAGGGCCUGCCGCCUGGUGCAUGACUUCACAGAUGCCGUCAUCCAGGAGCGGCGCCGAACCCUCCCCACUCAGGGUAUUGAUGAUUACCUCAAGAACAAGGCAAAGUCCAAGACUUUGGACUUCAUUGAUGUGCUUCUGCUGAGCAAGGAUGAAGAUGGGAAGGAGUUGUCUGAUGAGGACAUAAGAGCAGAAGCUGACACCUUCAUGUUUGAGGGCCAUGACACCACAGCCAGUGGUCUCUCCUGGAUCCUACACCACCUCGCACAGCACCCAGAAUACCAGGAACGCUGCCGGCAAGAAGUGCGAGAGCUUCUGAAGGACCGUGAGCCUGUUGAGAUUGAAUGGGAUGACUUGGCCCAGCUGCCCUUCCUGACCAUGUGCAUUAAGGAGAGCCUGCGGCUGCAUCCCCCAGUUCCUGCCAUCUCCCGAUGCUGCACCCAAGACAUUGUGCUCCCAGAUGGCCGGAUCAUCCCUAAAGGCAUUGUCUGCAUCAUCAGUAUUUUUGGGAUCCAUCACAACCCAAAUGUGUGGCCAGACCCUGAGGUCUACGAUCCCUUUCGCUUUGACCCAGAGAACAUCAAGGAGAGGUCACCUCUGGCUUUUAUUCCCUUCUCGGCAGGGCCCAGAAACUGCAUUGGGCAGGCGUUCGCCAUGGCUGAGAUGAAGGUGGUCCUGGCACUCACGCUGCUGUGCUUCCGCAUCCUGCCGACCCACCUUGAGCCCGGCAGGAAGCCGGAGCUGAUAUUGCGUGCAGAGGGUGGACUUUGGCUGCGGGUGGAGCCCCUGGAUGUGAACUCACAGUGA
Molecule: messenger RNA, 1598 nt
Organism: Rhinopithecus roxellana (golden snub-nosed monkey)
Lineage: Eukaryota; Metazoa; Chordata; Mammalia; Primates; Cercopithecidae
Product: cytochrome P450 4F11
Molecular function (GO): iron ion binding; oxidoreductase activity, acting on paired donors, with incorporation or reduction of molecular oxygen; monooxygenase activity
Source: RefSeq, a predicted model, not a curated record